GCCUCCAAAAAAAAAAAAAAAAAAACUUCCUCUCCUCUCUCUCUUCUCCACUCCUAUAAAUAGUGAGUGCACAUCGACGGCGAGGGUUACAGUAUCCCCUCCCUCCGCCGCCACGCUCCGCCGCACACCGCCGCCGGGAUCCGCCGUGAAGCCAAAAAAACCCUACCCUUCUCCGAUGAGUUCUCCCCCUCCGCGGCGCCGAUCGCACGCCUCCGCCUCCGCCUCCGCCUCCGCCGCCGCCGCCGCGGCGAAGGGAUCGUCCCAUGGCGACCACAAAAGUCCGAGGAGGUCAAGAAGAGAUAGUAAAUGGGACACAGAGAGACCGCACUCCAGCAAUCGUUACUUAGAAAAUGAUAAUACAUUUGAUCGAGACCGAAAGCGAAGUAGGCGGUUUCAUGAUGCUGCACCACUGGAGGAACCUCCUGCUAGUGGAAAAGAAGUGCAAAAUGAUGUUGCAAAAAAAAGCUCUGACCAAAAGGUUGAUGGACUAUCUGAUGGCCCCAAACGUUCAUCUGAUCGAGUAGAUGCACCACGAUCUAGCUCUCACUUCCAGCAUGAUGAGCGUGGCAAUACUGGGCACGGUGGUCGAAGCUAUUCUCGCCGAGCUACUGACCAUGGAAGAAGGUGGGAUGAUCAGAAGGAAAGGUUUAAUGAUAGAAUCAAAGACAAAAUUGAGGAUCAUAAUUUGCCGAAGAAGGCCGAGAAGUACCAGUCUCGAGGGCACAACAAUAAAGAAUGGAGACACGAUGGGUUUUUCCAGUUGGAAUCCGAGGUGCCUCCUGCCAAGAGAAGACCGGCAUUUAGUGAGAAGAAGAUACCUAGAGAAUCUCUAGAUCAUGGAUUACCUGACAACAGUAAACCUGCAUCGGAUGCCGCACAAAGGGAAGAAAGGGGGCCGCAGUAUGUUCGAGGGCUAGAUAGGUCAGAUAGGCCAUUCAGAAGGGCGGAUGAGAGAAGCAGUAGGUGGGAAGAAGCAGCCUCUCAAGGAAGAGAAGUUCGCCAAGGUGGGUAUCAACCUAGAGAGAGAUUUGGCGGCGGGGGAAUGAGGGGAAGAGAGAGGUUUAAUAGUCAGUACAGUGAGAAAAACUCCUAUCAACCCGGUGGCGUUAAAGUAGAGAAAUGGAAGCACGAUCUCUUCGAUGAAGCCAAUAGGAGCCCAACCCCAAAGAACGAAGAAGAGCAAAUUGCGAAAGUCGAAGCCCUUUUGGCACUUUAAGAACUUAUAUGCACGAGGCUUUCUCGCAAGUAAAAUGGCUUCUCUGAUCAAUACAUUGGCUGAUUCUUGGUUCUGGGGCUUUCUGGUUCUCUGCAGAUAACCUUCAGUUGGAAAAAAAAAAAAAAAAAAAAAAAAGGAAAAGAAAAAGCAGGUUUAUUUUGAUUCUGGGAAUCUAGUAGAUCUUUUCUGCUGUGAAGGAGAGAUGAUUAUUUAAGAAAAGUUGGGUCUUGUUGAACUCCUGAUUGUGUGGAGACGAGUAUGUUAUCAUCGAAGCCGAUUCUUUCAAGAGUGAUGGUAAGGGUGCCUCAAAAUGUGCCGUAAUGCAGUUGAUGAGUCAAUUUUGUAUGAGCAAAAUUUCAUAAAAGGUUAUUUAGCUUGGAGCCACCCUGAUGAUGUAUGUUCUUCGAUACCCACAUUUCCUUUUGUUUUGAUUUCCAAUGCUCGCCUUUUGCAUAGACUGAGUAAUAGGAGCAUUUUAGUGAAAUGAUCUAAUGCAGUUUAUGCGUCAGUUUUAUAUAAGUAAUAUUUUAUUAGAAGUAA
Molecule: messenger RNA, 1756 nt
Organism: Ananas comosus (pineapple)
Lineage: Eukaryota; Viridiplantae; Streptophyta; Magnoliopsida; Poales; Bromeliaceae
Exons: 4
Coding region: 176-1216 (346 amino acids)
Source: RefSeq, a predicted model, not a curated record